Tachyglossus aculeatus (Australian echidna) is the source of this 1887-nucleotide messenger RNA. It is a transcript of the gene CCT8, whose product is annotated as chaperonin containing TCP1 subunit 8. Gene Ontology annotation, cellular component: chaperonin-containing T-complex. Gene Ontology annotation, molecular function: ATP hydrolysis activity; ATP binding; ATP-dependent protein folding chaperone. Lineage: Eukaryota; Metazoa; Chordata; Mammalia; Monotremata; Tachyglossidae. The transcript is spliced from 15 exons. Gene Ontology annotation, biological process: protein folding. The record is from RefSeq and is a predicted model, not a curated record. Bases 74 to 1720 code for a protein of 548 amino acids.
GCGUGCUGACGUACAGGCGAGCGUGCGUCGAGUGGUCCUCCGUCGGCGGUGAGGCGCGGUUGAGGGAGUCGCCAUGGCGCUUCACGUCCCCAAGGCCCCCGGCUUCGCCCAGAUGCUCAAGGAUGGAGCCAAGCAUUAUUCCGGACUGGAGGAGGCCGUGUACAGGAACAUACAAGCGUGCAAGGAGCUCGCCCAGACCACCCGCACCGCCUACGGCCCCAACGGAAUGAACAAGAUGGUUAUCAAUCACCUGGAGAAGCUCUUCGUGACCAACGACGCGGCUACUAUAUUACGAGAACUGGAGGUCCAGCACCCGGCUGCCAGGAUGAUCGUGAUGGCCUCCCACAUGCAAGAGGAAGAGGUGGGCGACGGCACCAACCUGGUCCUGGUGCUGGCGGGCGCGCUGCUGGAGCUGGCGGAGGAGCUGCUCCGGAUGGGCCUGUCCGUGGCCGAGGUGAUCGAGGGCUACGAGACCGCCUGUCGCAAGGCCCACGAGAUUCUCCCCGACCUGGUGUGCCGCUCCGCCAAAAACCUGAGAGACGUGGAGGAGGUGGCCUCCCUGCUCCAGACCUCCGUCAUGAGCAAGCAGUACGGCAACGAGGCCUUCUUGGCCAAGAUGAUCGCCCAGGCUUGCGUGGCUAUCUUUCCCGACUCGGGUCACUUCAACGUUGACAACAUCAGGGUGUGCAAAAUACUGGGUGCCGGGAUCCACUCGUCUUCGGUGCUGCACGGCAUGGUCUUCAAGAAAGAGACCGAAGGGGACGUCACGUCCGUAAAAGACGCCAAGAUAGCCGUGUACUCCUGUCCGUUCGACGGCAUGAUCACCGAGACCAAGGGAACGGUCCUGAUCAAGAACGCCGAGGAGCUGAUGAGUUUCAGCCAAGGGGAGGAGAACCUGAUGGACGCCCAAGUCAGGGCCAUCGCCCAGGCCGGGGCCAACCUCAUCGUGACCGGGGGCAAGGUGGCCGACAUGGCCCUUCACUACGCCAACAAAUACAACCUCAUGCUCGUCAGGCUGAACUCCAAGUGGGACCUGCGCAGGCUGUGCAAGACGGUCGGAGCCACGGCCCUCCCCAGGCUGACGCCCCCGGUGCUCGAGGAGAUGGGCCACUGCGACAGCGUCUACCUCACGGAGGUCGGAGACACUCAGGUGGUGGUGUUCAAGCACGAGAAGGAGGACGGCGCCAUCGCCACCAUCGUGCUGCGCGGCUCCACGGACAACUUGAUGGACGACGUCGAGCGGGCGCUGGACGACGGCGUCAACACCUUCAAAGUGCUCACCAGGGACAAGCGCCUCGUUCCCGGCGGAGGAGCCACGGAGAUCGAGCUGGCCAAGCAAAUCACGUCGUAUGGGGAGACCUGCCCCGGACUCGAGCAGUACGCCAUCAAGAAAUUUGCCGAGGCGUUCGAGGCCGUCCCCCGGGCCCUGGCGGAGAAUUCGGGCGUCAAGGCCAACGAGGUCAUCUCCAAGCUUUACGCCGUUCACCAGGAAGGGAACAGAAACGUCGGGCUGGAUAUCGAGGCGGAAACCGCCGCCGUCAAGGACAUGUUGGAAGCCGGGGUGCUGGACACCUAUCUGGCCAAGCACUGGGCCAUCAAACUGGCCACCAACGCCGCCGUCACGGUCCUCAGGGUCGACCAGAUCAUCAUGGCCAGGCCGGCGGGCGGCCCGAAGCCCCCGACGGGCAAGAAGGACUGGGACGAGGACCAGAACGAGUGAGCGCCCGGCUCCCGGGGCAGCCGGCGGACCAGGGUCCCCCCCCCCUCCCUUCCCACGCCCCCCUCUAACUUAAAAAGGUGCCCUCGGUCCCGUAACCGAAUAAACGCCGUUUCCACUCGGCGCCCCGUCUCCGCGGCCUGAGGACGCGAGGGUGCCGGCUCCCACGA